Molecule: messenger RNA, 757 nt
Organism: Enhydra lutris kenyoni (northern sea otter)
Lineage: Eukaryota; Metazoa; Chordata; Mammalia; Carnivora; Mustelidae
Product: pleckstrin homology domain-containing family H member 3-like
Exons: 4
Biological process (GO): signal transduction
Cellular component (GO): cytoskeleton
Source: RefSeq, a predicted model, not a curated record
GCGCGAGGAGGCGGUGCGGCUGUUCCUGGCGCUGCAGGCGCUGGAGGGGGCGCGGCGCCCCGGGCCCCUGAUGCAGGGUGUGCUCCAAACCUGCCGGGACCUGCCCGCGCUCCGCGACGAGCUCUUCCUGCAGCUGGCUAAGCAGACCUCGGGCCCCGCAGGCCCUCCCGGGCCCCCAGCUACCCAAGACCCUGCGGCCCUUCGGUACUGGCAGCUCCUCACCUGUAUGAGCUGCACCUUCCGGCCGGGGGGAGCUGUCCGCGGGCACCUUCUGGGGCAUCUGGAGAGGACGGAGCAGGCGCUCCCGGACACGGAACUGGCGGAGUACGCGCGCUUCAUCAGGAAAGCGCUGGGCCGGACGCGCGGCCGCGAGCUGGUGCCUUCGCUGGCAGAGAUUUCGGCGCUGAGCCAACGGCAGGAGCUCUUAUGCACCGUGCACUGUCCCGGGGCUGGUGCCUGUCCUGUGGCCAUAGACUCCCACACCACGGCGGGCGAGGUUGCUCGAGAGCUGGUGGGACGGCUGGGCUUGGCCCGGAGCCGCAACGCUUUCGCGCUGUAUGAGCAGCGAGGGGCCCAGGAGCGAGCCCUGGCCGGGGGUACUCUCGUGGCCGACGUGCUCACCAGUUUGGCGGUGGAGGAAGCCGGGCUGGACGACUCCCCGGACUCUGGUUGGAGACUGUGUCUGCGUCUUCACGGGCCCCUGCACCCUGAGGGUCUGUCCCCAGACGGUCACGAACUGCCUUUCCUCUUUGAGCAG